Anneissia japonica is the source of this 1591-nucleotide messenger RNA. Its product is annotated as UNC5C-like protein. The record is from RefSeq and is a predicted model, not a curated record. Gene Ontology annotation, biological process: netrin-activated signaling pathway. Bases 225 to 1151 code for a protein of 308 amino acids. Gene Ontology annotation, cellular component: membrane. Lineage: Eukaryota; Metazoa; Echinodermata; Crinoidea; Comatulida; Comatulidae. The transcript has 5 exons. Gene Ontology annotation, molecular function: netrin receptor activity.
UAGGCGCCUGAUGGAGAACCCCUAAAACAUCGUUUUAUCAAGGAUUUUACAAACAGUGAAUUAAGAAGAGCUUUUAUAUGUGAUGAUUGUAACAAACACGUUUACAUAACAAUAAUGUGAAACAAAUAAUUGUUUAUAUAAUUAUAGGUAUUCUACAUAAACUAUCAGUUACGGAUACGGCUCAUCAAUCCUCGGCUAUAGUUACAGAUUUAACUAGCAAAGUUAUGGACUCUAAUGGUGGUGAUCUCCAACUUGGCGGGAUCGAGUUACAAAUACCAUGCGGUGCAAUUGCGAAAGACAUUCAGGUUGACAUAUCACUUGAACAACUUGCAGUAGAUGCAAGUGAUAUACCUUUUUCUAAUCACAUGGAAUCAAGAAUUUCACCCAUAGUUUACUGUAGACCACCAGGUACUAUCUUUAACAAACAUUGUUCCCUUUCAUUUCCACACAAUGCAGUCCACGAAGACUUUUGGGAAUUCACUCUACUAAUGAGGGAAAACUUCCUCGACAAUUGGAAAAAAAUAGAAGGGGAUGACAAGAAUACUACUUUUACUGUACGAAAUGGACGAUGUUAUAUACAGACAAAUCAUUUCACUCAAUGGUUUUUACUUGGAAAACUUGUAGAAUUAUGUAGUGGUAGAAAAAAGUUGACUUUGGGAUUGUUUGGAAAGAUGCUUAAAGAACACUAUUUCCGACUUCGAGUAAGGAUUUGGAGUGACCAUGAUUACAAGUUGGUAGAAGAAGAAGAAAUGAAAGAAGAUGAAAAAGCUUUGGACAUCUUUAAGCCAAUUAAUGCAAAGUUUCUUGACAUAGAAAUCAGCAUAGGUGACUUGCUCAAUGGUUGGGAAGUACAUGAUCAAAGAAAUGUGACACUAGCAGAUCGACAAAUAUGGACUUCACGUCCGUCACAUGGAUUUCUUUUAAAGUUGAAUGAUGCAUCGAUGAACAUUUUAGUGGCAACAGUAUCGUGUAAACAGGGAUUAGAAGAUCAUAAAUUUAAUGUGCAUACAGUUAUUCAACAUAUAUCCUCGACUACGGAUGCACCUCAUCCAUCCUCGGCUAUCGGAACGUCUCAUGUACAACGUCCACACUUGGGAACAACUCCUAGGACUUCAUUAUCAGGUUGGUCGAAAUACAUAUACUGUACAUAAUACCUAAAAGUAUAUCAAGAUUUUCCUCUCAAUUUUCAGAAUAAAAUGUAUAUGAAGCAGGUGGACCUCGUUGACUUUCUGUUUUAUAAUUGAGACAACAAUAUGCAUAUAUAAGUUGUCUCAGUUUAUAUGCAGACGCAUUAACCAACUUUCCUCUAUAAAACUACUAUAGAGGGUUUUGUAGAAAUUCAAAUACGAUUGGAGGCAAAUAUUUUGUAUGUGUGUAACAGCACUAAUUAACGCUUUAUGUAACAAAAAUCAAUAAUAAAGCCUCAUCCUAAGAAUUUUAAAUUAAAAUGGAUUUCCAAAGAGAUGCUUUAAUUACAACAGAUGUAAAGGAAAUUAGAAUACAAGUGGAAUACAGUAAAUGCAAUGAAUAAAAGGAAUCGUCAUAUAGUACUCCACUUGAUUUUUCUUGGUUCAAAUAAUUGUUCAGUUUA